UUCCCUCUGGAGAUGGAUUCCAGCAGGCUGGAGCAGGAACUGCAGUGGAUGGAGCUGGUCUGGGAAGAGACUCCAGCAGACAAGACAGAGGGCCCUCUUACCUCCCAGGUCUGGAGUACUCUGUUCCAGGCAGUGUGGUGGGGUUCUCCCAGCCUGGUGAUGCAACUGCUGAGGCAAGGUGCCAGUGUGGAGGAGAGGGAUCACACGGGUCGGACUCCGCUCCAUCUGGCUGUGAUGCGAGGCCACGCACCUCUUGUACGCCUACUGUUGCAGCGUGGGUCCCUGGCAGGCGCAGUUGACCACACAGGGCGCACACCGCUGCACGAGGCUGCCUGGCACGGGCACUCAAAAGUGGCGGAACUAUUGCUGCAGCGUGGAGCCUCAGCAGUGGCAUGCUCUCAAACGGGCCUCACGCCCCUGCACUGGGCAGCUGCGCUGGGCCGCACACUACUGGUUACCUGCCUUAUGGCUGCACCAGGUUCAGGUUCUGCUGUGAAAGACUUAAGAGGUUGGACAGCCACACACUGGGCAGCGGUGUGCGGGCAACUGCCAGUACUAGAGCUGCUGACUGUUGGAGGCAGCGUAGACCUGGACAGUGCCCUGCUGGUGUCGGCGAUAGCUGGAAGUGCAUCUGCCUUGCAGCUUCUCCUGGCACUGGGAGCAAAGGUGGAUGCCCUGGACAGCACAGGAACCACUGCACUUGGCCUGGCGGCUGGCCUAGGCCAUCACCAAGACGUUGAAAUGCUACUGGACCAUGGGGCAGACCCAAAUAUCAGGGACAGGAACAACCUCUCUGCACUCCACAGGGCUGCCACUGGUGGAUACCUGCCUGUUAUACAGCUGCUGGUGGCCAAGGGCAUUGAGGUAGAUUCUCGAGACUCGCUGGGCCUCACACCCCUGCACUAUGCUGCUCGGGGAGGCCAUGUAGAAGUUGUCAGUUAUCUCCUGGACAGGGGUGCACAGGUCAAUGCUGCUGGCUGGCUUCACAAGACCCCUCUGCACCUUGCUGUGGAGUGUGGCCACAGUACCACCAUAGAGCUUUUGCUGAGCCAAGGAGCCAACUCUACCUUGAGGACACAGUGGGGUGAAAUGGCCCAGACCCUAUAGGGUGUCUUCCCCAGGCACUGUAUGAUUUCCUUAACUAACCAAACUUCUUAGA
This is a messenger RNA of Onychomys torridus (southern grasshopper mouse), 1159 nucleotides long. RefSeq names its product ankyrin repeat domain 65 (gene Ankrd65). The record is from RefSeq and is a predicted model, not a curated record. Gene Ontology annotation, molecular function: protein binding. Lineage: Eukaryota; Metazoa; Chordata; Mammalia; Rodentia; Cricetidae. The coding region runs from base 13 to 1107 and encodes 364 amino acids. The transcript is spliced from 4 exons.